Puntigrus tetrazona (Sumatra barb) is the source of this 2413-nucleotide messenger RNA. RefSeq names its product myelin-associated glycoprotein-like. The transcript has 9 exons. The coding region runs from base 275 to 1579 and encodes 434 amino acids. Lineage: Eukaryota; Metazoa; Chordata; Actinopteri; Cypriniformes; Cyprinidae. The record is from RefSeq and is a predicted model, not a curated record.
UCACAUUGACUUGAGUUUCCACUGCUUUUCAGUAAACUUUUAGGUAAAAGAUUCUCUUCGGUUCAGAAUUGGUGCAGAUGUGAAGAGGUUUGACUCAGAUAUUCUGGUCGGUCUGUCUGAGACGUGCUCCAGCGUCCUGUGACUGAAGGAGGAGCGUCUCGCUCUCAGAAAGAGGAAGUCAGGAGAGAGGACGUCUGAUAAUAGUUAAACACUGCAUGCAGUACAUCAACGGUGAUUGUUACAUGACGCUCAAACCCUGCACAUUCAAGUCAGAAUGUUCAGCCUUUUCUGUUUGGUUUUUCUGCUCAUGAUUUCUGUGAAUUGCAGUCAGAGAUGGGAGGUUCAGUACACAGAUAUGAUGAAAUGUGCUCUAAAGGGUUCAACAGUACAUUUAUCAGGCAGUUAUAAACACCCAAAUAAUAUCAAAGUGAAAGAUGAAUUCUGGAUUGUAAACCCAGUUAAAGGUGCAGAACCAGUCAAUCUGUUAAAUCAUCCAGAUUACACAGGAAGAGUUCAGUUCUUCCGGACAGACGGCCUCUUCUUUCUCAAUCUCAGUGAUGUGAAACAUGAAGAUAAAGGAAUAUACUGCAUCAGAAUCCUGACAGAUGUAGAUAAAGAUAAAUAUUUGUUUUAUCGUGGGAUUGAGCUCAAAGUGACAGAUCUGAGAGUGGAGAUUCCUGAAGAGGUCGUUGAGGGACAGUCACCUGUUUUAGUUUGUAAAAGCACCUGUAACCUCUCAGAUAAAGCAGACUUUACCUGGUAUAAAGACGGAGAGGAGUUAUCAGAAGGGAUGAACCUGAAUCAUCUGUCGCUGCGGUCGGUCAACAGUGAAGAUACAGGAAACUACAGCUGUGCAGCGAGAGAUCAGAAACAUCUGCCUUCUGCUGCCCUCACUCUCAGUGUUAGAUAUCCUCCUCGGAGCGUCCGGGUGUCCGUCAGUCCUUCUGCUGAAGUAGUGGAGGGAGAUUCAGUGACUCUGAUCUGCAGCAGUGACUCAAACCCUCCUGCUCUGAACUUCAGCUGGUUUAAGGAGAAUCAAAGCUCAGCUGUUGGAUCUGAACAGAGUUUGAUCAUCUCCAGCUUUAACUCCAGACUCAGUGGACUCUACUAUUGUGAGGCUCAGAAUCAACACGGCUCUCGGAGAUCAGCGUCUGUGUCUUUAACAUCUGCAGGUGUUCAGAAAACCGCUCUGUACGCAGCUGCUGGAGUCGGGGCUGGGAUCGUCUGCAUCUGCAUCAUUACUGUAGUAAUAAAAAUCAUCAGCAGGAAAACAGGAGACGUCCAAAGAGACGUUUCAAAACAGGAAAACAACAGCACAGCCGAGACGGAUGAGAAGAGCGUGAAACCUUCAGAAACAGCCGAUCCGAAGGAUGUAGUUUACUCCAGCGUCGCUCACAGCAGAGCCAGAAAACCCCCGAGAGCUGGAGAUGAAGACGAGGUCCAGUACGCCAGCGUCCAGCUCCACAGAAACACAACCACAGAGACUGGACGUCAGAACAGAAACACUCCUUCUGCCGGAUUAAACUCUGAAGCGGUGGAUGAUUCCUCCGUGAUCUACAGCAGCGUCAAUGUCGCAUGAAGGACUGUAUCCCGUGAUCACAAACUGAACAUGCUAAAUGUGACAUAACGUUCCACUAAAUUAGCGAUUCCGCUGAACAAACAUGACUUUACUUUAUACAUCAGAUAGGUCUACGUCUGGAGGGAUAUUGUUUGGUGAAUGGUGGUUUGAUCAAUAUCAUUGAUCCCGUACAUAAUUACCAGUGAAGCUCUUUAAUCCACUGCUUCUCAAUGAAGGGCCACCAGGGGCCCUCAGAGUCCUCCAGGCCUAAUGUAAAUAUGAAAAAUCCUUCAUUAAUGAGCUACGCCUCCUGGAAAAACGUCACGCAACCCCAGCAUUUCAUCAGCUGAUAAAAGCAGCCGUUUGUUUACAUUACAUUUCGUUAACGGUUUAAAUCCCAAAGCGUCUAUGUUUUACUAUAUUCAUUGAUCACGAAUGAAUGAAUUUAUCAGGUUCGCAAAUUUGUCACAUAGAGUUAGCCUAUGAAACAUUACAGGACAUAUACAUUCAGCUGAGUGUACUUCUGUUUAUUUGAUGAAUUUUGAAAGAACAAUCUUUUUUUCUGUCAAAAGGCAGCUCAUGAACAAAACCCUCAUAUUAGCUAUAUUUUAUUUCAGACACUCACUGCUGUCUGAAAGGGAACGAAAACUAUUUUAAAAGUCUUUAAGCUGGUGUUUAUCUGAUUCAUCAUUUUUUACAUCAUUUGGUCAUCAUUUACUCCUCUUUUCAUCACCCUUGACAUAAUAAUAUUAUGGCUGAACAAAAAUGUGGCUUAAACACUGAUCACUGUAAUGGUAACUUGAUUUUCUUCUUCUGUGAUUCUCUUUGUUAACAUCUUUAAUAAUGCACAAUAUU